AUGAGUCGAGGAGGCCGUGAAUGCCGUACGUUCAUUGCCCGAGACAAACAGGUCAAGGCCCAUGGAAUGCUUCAACAAGUCGUACUCUCUCCGACGGAGGAUGGAGAAACAACCUGCGCAGACAUCGAGCUGUUGGGCUUUCUGCUCAUCCAUGGCCACCAUAAGAACCAGAGAGAAGACGCCAUCAAAGCUUGGACGGAUAAAUUUGAAGCGUGUCGUCGUCGUCACCUGCGGAGGGGCAAAAGUGCCAGUCAGGGCAAUCUUCUACCAAGGCAGCAGCCUCGUUUGCUGUCCUUGGACGAUGAGACACCAACAGCAUCCAUCGAGGAGCCUCUUGCUUUCCAGUGGCAAGCCUCAGGCAUUUCUCGUCGCUCCCAAGGACCAUCAAGACUUCCCUUUAUGGAGGACUCGUUUCCUGCGGCCGACCGUCAUGAAUCCCCUCCGCCUUUGCAGGCCGACGAAGUGUCCAGUAACGAAGAAACGGAUGAUGAAUCCGAUGACAUUCCCUCGAGAUCGAUUCGUCCACAAUAUCGUCAGCUCCCAUGGGCCGAAGAGGCAAGCCAGAACGCUAGGGGUCAUGCACCGCAAUAUUCUGCUUGGAUGGCGUGCCGACAAUAUCGUCGAAUUUCGUGGUCCGAAGAGGCCACAAUCGAGCAUCAUAGUAUUUCCUCUGGUGAUAUUUCUUCGACAUCAAGUCGCCGACGACAUCGUCGACAUUUGUGGUCUGAAGAGAUCAACAACCAGUAUCAUAGUAAUGCGCCUGACGACAUUCCUUCCCGAGCAAAUCACCAGCGAUAUCGUCAACGUCCGUGGUCCGAGGGGACCAGCGACAACAUGAACGUAUCAGAAGAUGCCUCGAUGAGUUUGAAUCACUCACGCUAUCUUCAUCCCACACCUUCGAGAUCGAUUCAUGAACCAGACCCCACCAUAUUGGCACGUCUUGCAGAAGAAGAUCUCCCGAUUAAUACCGAGGGCAAUACGCAGAGGGGCUUUGUGAUCACGAUGCUGUCGGUUGCAAUUGGCUUUUUCACGCAAUGGGGAUUCACCCGGCUUCAGGUUCUCUGGGGCAAGGUCCUGGACACAGAGGACUCGACCUUCAUUUUCCAAUUCACAGUCGUGCUGACCUUGCCUCUACGGGUGUUGAGGCAGCACGCACCGUUAUUCCUCUGGCUGGCCUGGAUUUGGUUUCCCUCCGUGCCGAUCACGUUGCUUGGAUGGCGGUAUGGCUGUCUAGUCAGCGGGAUGAUCUGCUGUGCGGGACUACACCGUCUGGGCCGAUAUAUUUGGCAGUGA
This is a messenger RNA of Penicillium alfredii, 1293 nucleotides long. RefSeq lists its product as uncharacterized. The transcript has a single exon. The record is from RefSeq and is a predicted model, not a curated record. Lineage: Eukaryota; Fungi; Ascomycota; Eurotiomycetes; Eurotiales; Aspergillaceae. The coding region runs from base 1 to 1293 and encodes 430 amino acids.